UGUCCUUCCUGCAUUCCAGGGAGUCAGGGAUGAAGGGUCAGAUCCUGGUAAAUGGAAAACCCAGGGACCUGAGGAAAUUCAGGAAAAUGUCCUGCUACAUCAUGCAGGAAGACAUGCUGCUGCCACACCUCACUGCACUAGAGGCCAUGAUGGUUUCAGCUAACUUAAAGCUGAAUGAAACUAUGGAUGUGAAAAAAGGACUGGUGAAUGAGAUUCUGACUGCCCUGGGACUCCUUGACUGUGCUUACACUCGUACCAGCUCUCUGUCCGGCGGUCAAUGUAAACGUCUGGCCAUCGCCCUCGAACUGGUCAACAAUCCUCCAGUCAUGUUCUUUGAUGAGCCAACCAGUGGCUUAGACAGUGCGUCAUGCUACCAGGUGGUCUCACUAAUGCGCUCUCUGGCGCUGGGAGGACGGACCAUCAUCUGCACCAUCCACCAGCCCAGUGCCAAACUGUUUGAGAUGUUUGACAAGCUUUACAUUCUCAGUCAGGGACAGUGUAUCUACAAAGGCACAGUCCCUUACCUAAUCCCUUAUCUGAAGACUCUGGGCCUUUACUGUCCUACCUACCACAACCCUGCAGACUUCAUCAUUGAAGUGGCAUCAGGAGAGUAUGGAGACCUGAAUCCGGUGCUGUUUGAGGCAGUCCAGGGUGGAAUGUGUGCAUUGGAGGAGAAGAAGAAUCAAUGUGAAAACAAUGGCACAUCUGUCUGUGCAACAAAGUGCCACAAG
This is a messenger RNA of Notothenia coriiceps (black rockcod), 731 nucleotides long. RefSeq names its product ATP-binding cassette sub-family G member 4-like. The annotation marks the transcript as partial. The record is from RefSeq and is a predicted model, not a curated record. Gene Ontology annotation, cellular component: plasma membrane. Gene Ontology annotation, biological process: transmembrane transport; cholesterol efflux; cholesterol homeostasis. Lineage: Eukaryota; Metazoa; Chordata; Actinopteri; Perciformes; Nototheniidae. Gene Ontology annotation, molecular function: ABC-type sterol transporter activity; ATP hydrolysis activity; ATP binding. The transcript has 6 exons.